Molecule: messenger RNA, 475 nt
Organism: Brachypodium distachyon (stiff brome)
Lineage: Eukaryota; Viridiplantae; Streptophyta; Magnoliopsida; Poales; Poaceae
Exons: 3
Coding region: 8-475 (155 amino acids)
Source: RefSeq, a predicted model, not a curated record
ACCAGCCAUGGCGGCGGCGGCGACGAGGCUCGCGCUCCGGCGAACGCAGGCGGCGGCGAUCGUCUCGGGACCAAGGCGCCUCGCACACACCAGCAGGGCCACGAUGAACGAAGAAAGAGUGCAAUCGGCGAUUCUCUUGGCGGAAAUCAACCACAAGAAAGAGGAGCUCUGCAGCAAGAUCUUUGACCUUGUGAACAGGUACAAGGCUCCCGGCAGGGUAGGCCGAGAAAACAUCCUGCUCAUGGAGCGCCUUUCCGUGCAAGUCGAGCCCAGGCCCAAUGACGUCAUCUGGCGCUCGUGUCAACGAAGAGAAAGAAUUGGCCGUGUCUUGAGGCCAGCCGGGGCAGUUUUUCUUGUCGGAGUUGUGACUCCGGUUUGUUUGCAGAUGUCGUAUGAAGCGCUGUUCCCGAAAAAGAGGAAUGUUUUUCAGCAGUGGUGGGACGAGGUAUGCCGCUGCUCAUGCUCGAGGAGGUGA